Acipenser ruthenus (sterlet) is the source of this 2890-nucleotide messenger RNA. RefSeq names its product IST1 factor associated with ESCRT-III (gene ist1). Bases 129 to 1190 code for a protein of 353 amino acids. The transcript has 10 exons. Lineage: Eukaryota; Metazoa; Chordata; Actinopteri; Acipenseriformes; Acipenseridae. The record is from RefSeq and is a predicted model, not a curated record. Gene Ontology annotation, biological process: protein transport.
GUGGGAGACAGAUAGUGGCAUUUUGCUUUUGCGUGUUGUGGGGCAGUUUUACAGUUAAGGGCGAUGUUUUUAUUUCAUUUCUGAAUAUAAACGAUCCAGUACACCGUGCUACUUCCUUGUUGUACAUCAUGCUUGGGGGUGGAUUCAAAGCAGAGCGACUUCGUGUCAACCUUCGGCUGGUCAUGAACCGGCUCAAGCUCCUGGAGAAGAAGAAGACGGAGCUAACGCAGAAAGCACGCAAGGAAAUUGCAGAUUACCUGUCCACGGGGAAGGAUGAGCGAGCACGUAUUCGUGUGGAGCACAUCAUCAGAGAAGACUACCUGGUGGAGGCCAUGGAGAUACUGGAGCUUUACUGUGACCUGCUGCUCGCACGCUUCGGACUCGUACAGUCCAUGAAGGAAUUGGAGCCAGGGUUACAGGAAGCCGUCUCUACUCUGAUCUGGGCAGCCCCUCGUAUGCAGAGUGAAGUCGUUGAGCUCAAGAUUGUUGCAGAUCAGCUGUGUGCCAAAUACAGCAAGGAGUAUGGCAAGCUUUGCAGGUCAAACCAGAUAGGAACUGUCAAUGACAGGCUGAUGCACAAACUGAAUGUAGAGGCACCCCCAAAGAUCCUGGUGGAGCGUUACCUCAUUGAGAUUGCGAAGAAUUACAACGUGCCGUAUGAACCUGACUCUAUGGUCAUGGGCGAGGUCCCUGCAGGUUUGGAAGCUAAUCUCAUUGAUGUCUUUGAGACGAAGGGGGGGCCUGGAGGAAGAGGUGGUGGUGGGGGAGGUGGGGGAGGUGACUUCACUGUGCCAGCGGGUGCAGUGCCCAUGCCAAUGCCCAUGCCUUCACCACAUGUUCCAUUCAACUACCCUCAACCCAAAGGACCUGCAAACUUCAGUGGCCCUGAAGUUGGCACCUAUGAGAGUUUUAACAACUUCCAGCCUCCAGUGCCAGGAAUGCAGCCCCCACAGCUACCCAGCUGCGCCCCAACUUAUGAGUUUAUUGAUGAUCUCACUAACAACACCGCUGUUCCUUCUCCAAAGGCUACUGGUCCCUCUCUGACCUACGACAACACUGUUCUCCCAGAACUCCCCUCGGUUCCUGACACACUUCCUGCUUCCUCUUUUGGUGGAAACUCUGCUCCCUCUGAGGAUAUCGACUUCGAUGAUCUGUCACGCCGCUUUGAGGAUCUCAAGAAGAAAACAUAGACAGCAUUGCGCCACCUGCGUGCUCGACUGUCUCGCUACUACUGCUCCUAAUUGGGGGGUGGGUGGGGAGAAACAUGGAAUCAUAAGUUAAGAAGGAUUGCUCUUCACCAGUCCUGCAGCAAAUGUGUAUUACCAAUACUUUCCAUUCUUAAAAAAUAUCAAAACCUAUUUAUCAUCUUUAAACUACUGAAGUAGAAAUAAGACCGAUUUGGCAUGAAAAAACAAAAAGCUAUUUUAUUAUAAUUUUUUUAAUCAGACAGGACUUGGACUUUUUAAAAUGUUAAAUUGUAUGUGUUAAAAACCCUGUACAGUUCAUCCUAUUUCUAAUGUAACGGAGCGAGUGCCUGUCUUUUGAGAGGGUUAGCAGUAGAAGUACAUGACACUUGAAACUUUAAAGACUUUUUGAUUAAAAAUGUAGCUUUGUUUCUGUCACUCAAUCAAGAUGUCAUGGCACUAUUAAAGUCCAAAGCUUUUUAUAGAAAGAGUGAUAGAGUGAAAUAAGAGAAAACCAAACACUCCAGAAAAUAUAUCUAAAUAUCCCAUGUCUCAUAUGGACCUUUUUAAUCUCACAAAUCAUAUUUCUCCCUGUCUGAAAGUGCACACAGGUGCUUUUCAUAUCUCAUUAGCCUGUACAGAACUCUGUGUGCCAGGUAGAGUCAAGUUAGAAGUUAAGGUUAACUGUUUUAUACAGGCUGCAUUAAUUGGAACAAUAAGGACAUUCGUGGCUUUUUAAUUAAAACACACAGGACUGUUCUGUUGUGGUAAUGGAUUUUAUAUUCCACAGCCUGUGGUACUGUAUAACUGGUAAUAGCCCACUGUUAUGAACUGUCUUGUUUCUUUAGAUUGGGGGGGGGGGGGGGGUAAAAAAUUUUAAAAGUUUUUUAAUUCAAACUAUUGCUGAAUGAAUAUGUAUAAAGACAAACAAUGUGGUAUUUUGCUUAAAAAAAAAAGAAAAAGAAAAAACUUUCUAAACUUCAAUAAGGGGAAAAACCUAAUGAGGGAAAUGUUUUUCACCUGUGUCUGUUCAAAUCUGUAAAACACUAAUAUGACUUUAUGGUGAACUGCUCUGUCUAAACUGGGCAGUUUUUCCUUAGGAUUAAUAACUUGUGAAAAAUGUAACUAUUAUAUAGGAAACUUAUGAUGUGUAUCUUAAAAUUGAAUCAUGGGUGUAAAUUCACAUGCAUCCAUCAUAGGAACAUCUGAAAAGAAAGAUUAACUAAUGAGUUGUUUAAUAUGAGAGAUUGGCAAGCAGGAGGCUGUUCACAAAGAUUUUACUUUAAUAUUAUAAUCUGUUGACAACUUGUUAACUGUUGGCAACAACAGUAUAAUUGAUUAGACUUUUAAAAAAAAACAUUACGCAAGCUAAAGCUUUGUGAAUUGGAUCUACAAAUGCUAAUAGGAUAAAUCUGAUUUACAAUGUAUUCAUUGAGUUUGUCUUUGCGUUAUUAUGAUGUAUGUAAGUGGCCUUUUCUGUUCUGAUGAUCAGUUAAAAGGGUUUCAAAGCAGUCAUGAGGACUUGUGUUCGUUCAUGUGUUUAUACCCCUCUGUGUUUAAGUAGGACUUUUAUUUGUGUGUUAAUCAGAUUGAAGGGUGUGUUUAUUAAUUCUGAAGUAUAAGACCAUUUUCUGGGGGUGUUUUGAAAAAGUCUGAGAAGUAAUGUCGUACGAUUAUGCAAUAAACCGAUUGGAAGUGGAGCAGUA